AUGAUGUCGUCCCCUUUCGUCGAUAAUAAAGGCAAUACUAUUCCUCAGGAAAAUGUUCUCGGGAGUGGAGCUACUGCAGUUGUUCUGCUGCAAAAUGGGGUAGCUGUCAAAACCCCUUUAAGAUAUAUCUGGAGCUCAGACUCCGAUGUCCAAGCCAACAUUGAAAGCCUUAGGCGUGAACAAGAUAUUUAUCGUCGCUUGCAAGUCUCUGGAGAUUACCGUUCUAGCGGAGUUGUCCGUUGCAUUGAGUUUUCAACCGAAGCUACACAGCUUGCUUAUAUGGCUAAUGGAGAUCUUCGGGCUUAUCUUGCAAAGCAUUGCCCUCCUCAUCAGCUCCAACUCACAUGGUUCCAAGAGAUGGCUGAUACACUUAGUUAUAUCCAUGAUAGACGUGUACUUGUCGCAGACAUUGCCAGCCGAAAUUUUCUUCUCGAUCCCGAUCUAUGUCUAAAAUUUUGCGAUUUUUCGGAAGCUUCUCUCCUCCCUUUGGAUUCCGACAUGGAGGGUGUGGAUGACAAUGGAUUUACAACACAAAUUGAUAUUGGCCUCCUUGGAACGGUCAUGUAUGAAGUUGUGACUGGUAAUAAGUGUGAAAUCGACCUCUUUAAAGAUAACGAUCCCACUGAUGGCCGAGCCUAUUGGCCAGAGAGGAAGUUUUUACCAAGCACACAUGGUAUCUGGCUUGGGUUUAUUAUCGAAGGCUGCUGGAAUGGUGAAUUUCAAAGUGCCCACAGUCUUCUGCAAGCAUUGAAUGCCGUCGAUUUACGCUCCUCGUCUCCGAUCUCUCGAUCGCGCACCAUCCAAUUUCUUUUUUCAAUCAAAAAAUAUAUCAGACAGCGACCGAUUUCGACUAUUCUUGGCGUGUUAGGCGUGAUAGCGUGCACUCUAUUUGCUGGGAAAAAGUUAUUUUUUACUUUACGUGGCUUCUGUAUUACUUUUUGA
Talaromyces rugulosus is the source of this 942-nucleotide messenger RNA. RefSeq lists its product as uncharacterized. Gene Ontology annotation, molecular function: ATP binding; protein kinase activity. Lineage: Eukaryota; Fungi; Ascomycota; Eurotiomycetes; Eurotiales; Trichocomaceae. Gene Ontology annotation, biological process: protein phosphorylation. Bases 1 to 942 code for a protein of 313 amino acids. The record is from RefSeq and is a predicted model, not a curated record. The transcript has a single exon.